Rangifer tarandus platyrhynchus (Svalbard reindeer) is the source of this 957-nucleotide messenger RNA. Lineage: Eukaryota; Metazoa; Chordata; Mammalia; Artiodactyla; Cervidae. The record is from the annotation of a GenBank genome assembly.
AUGGCAAAGAAUCCUCCAGAGAACUGUGAGGACUGUCACAUUCUAAAUGCAGAAGCUUUUAAAUCCAAGAAGAUAUGCAAAUUACUUAAGAUUUGUGGAUUGGUAUUUGGUAUCCUCGCCUUAACUCUAAUUGUCCUGUUUUGGGGGAGUAAGCACUUCUGGCCUGAGACACCCAAAAAAACAUAUGACAUGGAGCACACUUUCUACAGCAAUGGAGAGAAGAAGAAGAUUUACAUGGAAAUUGAUCCCAUUACCAGAACUGAAAUAUUCAGAAGUGGAAAUGGCACUGAUGAAACAUUGGAAGUACAUGACUUUAAAAAUGGAUACACUGGCAUUUACUUUGUAGGUCUUCAAAAAUGCUUCAUCAAAACUCAGAUUAAAGUGAUUCCUGAAUUUUCUGAACCAGAGGAAGAAAUAGAUGAGAAUGAAGAAAUUACCACAACUUUCUUCGAACAGUCAGUGAUUUGGGUCCCAGCAGAAAAACCUAUUGAAAACCGAGACUUUCUUAAAAAUUCCAAAAUUCUGGAGAUUUGUGAUAAUGUGACCAUGUAUUGGAUCAAUCCUACUCUAAUAGCAGUUUCAGAGUUACAAGACUUUGAGGAGGAUGGUGAAGACCUUCACUUUCCUACCAGUGAAAAAAAAGGCAUUGAACAAAAUGAGCAGUGGGUGGUCCCUCAAGUGAAGGUGGAGAAGACCCGUCACGCCAGACAAGCAGCAAGUGAGGAAGAACUCCCAAUCAAUGACUAUACUGAAAAUGGAAUAGAAUUCGACUCCAUGCUGGAUGAGAGAGGUUACUGUUGCAUUUACUGCCGUCGAGGCAACCGCUACUGUCGCCGCGUCUGUGAACCUUUACUAGGUUACUACCCAUAUCCAUAUUGCUACCAAGGAGGGCGGGUUAUCUGUCGUGUCAUCAUGCCAUGCAACUGGUGGGUGGCUCGCAUGCUAGGGAGGGUUUAA